AUGAAAAGAAUACUUCGACAACUGGAAGCAAUGGAUGAGUGUUUGGAGCAUUCAGGCAUUGAAAUUAUUAUCGAAAGUGGAUUGCCAAUUUGGAUAUUGAACAAAGUUUACCAAAAAAAAGGACCAGGAGUUCUGGUCGGUCACCAGACUCCGAAAAGAAGCCAGGCCUCUAGUGGUGGGUACCAACGAAAAUCAACCGAAUCGAAGUCGAACCACGAACGACGCGGCACUAGAGGAGAGACGUCUACUUUGAAGGCAAUCAAGCAGCCCAAGCCAAACGAUAGUAAAAGGAUCACAAACUCAAGGAAAUAUCCUGAAAGUGAUAAAAUACGAAGACCUUGUUCAUUUGCAAAGACGAUCAUUGGGAUGACGAAUGUCAAAUCUACCAAACAGCAAAGCAACGAAUGCAGCAUUUGGAAACAAUCGAGGCGUACCUGA
This is a messenger RNA of Loa loa (African eye worm), 438 nucleotides long. RefSeq lists its product as hypothetical. The transcript is spliced from 2 exons. Lineage: Eukaryota; Metazoa; Nematoda; Chromadorea; Rhabditida; Onchocercidae. The record is from RefSeq and is a predicted model, not a curated record. Bases 1 to 438 code for a protein of 145 amino acids.